Molecule: messenger RNA, 2393 nt
Organism: Schizosaccharomyces japonicus yFS275
Lineage: Eukaryota; Fungi; Ascomycota; Schizosaccharomycetes; Schizosaccharomycetales; Schizosaccharomycetaceae
Product: V-type ATPase V1 subunit D
Exons: 3
Coding region: 134-2179 (681 amino acids)
Biological process (GO): proton transmembrane transport
Molecular function (GO): proton-transporting ATPase activity, rotational mechanism
Source: RefSeq, a predicted model, not a curated record
UUUACUGAACCCUAUCACAGUCCAACGAGGUCGUUUCUCUUGGAAACCACGCCAACACACGUUCUCCCUGCCAAACACACGAACUUGCUGUUCCUCUCGUUAGCGGCUACUGUCUUAAACUUAUUUCGUGAAUAUGUCUACAGGACAAAGGGAAAAUGUAUUUCCCACCAGAAUGACGCUCACCGCGAUGAAAACACGUCUUCGUGGAGCUCAAACCGGUCAUUCGUUGCUUAAGAGAAAGUCUGAGGCUCUGAAAAAACGUUUCCGUGAGAUCACACAGAACAUUGACCAGGCUAAGCAGAAAAUGGGUCGUGUUAUGCAAGUUGCUGCUUUCUCAAUGGCCGAAGUUGGCUUCGUUUUGGGCAACAAUAUCGACUUCGAGAUCCAACAGUCGGUGAAAAACGCCAGAUUCCGUGUCCGGUCAAAACAAGAAAACAUUAGUGGUGUCUUUUUGCCUACAUUCGAGACGUCCAUUGAUGAAAGCAUUGACGACUUUCAAUUGACUGGUUUGGGUCGUGGUGGACAGCAAAUCCAAAAGGCUCGUCAAGUCUUUGCCAAGGCAGUAGAAACACUGGUGCAAUUGGCUUCUUACCAGUCUGCUUUUGUCCUCUUGGGUGAUGUCCUGCAGAUGACCAACCGUCGUGUCAAUUCAAUUGAACAUAUCAUCAUUCCUCGUCUCGAGAACACCAUCAAGUACAUUGACUCUGAACUUGAAGAAAUGGAACGUGAAGACUUUACGCGUUUGAAGAAGGUUCAAAAGGUGAAGGAGAAGGCUGAUGCCGAAAUGAACGCUAUAUCUUCUAAGAAGAAAGAAGAAAUUGACGACGAUGAGGAACUUCCCGAGCCACUUGAGAUGACUGUCGAAGGGGACAGUGAGGCCGUCGAUGAAGAUGAGGAUGACUACGAAGAGGGCGACGAAGAUGAGGAUGAAGAAGAAGAAGAAGAGGAAGGAGAAGAAGAAGACCAAGAGGAGGACACUCCCGAGGCAAUUUCUGAAAACAAGGAAAUUGAAGAGGCAGCUCCUGCAGAGGAAGCAGUUGAAGAGGCAGCACCCGCGGAGGAAGCAGUUGAAGAGGCAGCACCCGCGGAGGAAGCAGUUGAAGAGGUAGCACCCGCGGAGGAAGAGCAGCUUGAAGAGACAGCCCCUGCGGUUGACGUUGUCGCCGAAGAGGCGAAUUCUGCCGAAGAAGAACAAGUUGAGGAAGAAACUCCUAUCACAGCCGAGGAAGCAGAAGAAGUUACUCCCACAGAAGAAGCAGUUAACGAGGUAACUGAGGAGGAGGAGCCUGCACCUGAGGAAGAACAAGCCGAGGAGACCGCGCCCGCAGAGGAAGCAGUUGAAGAGGGUGCACCUGAGGAAGAACAAGUUGAAGAGGCUGUUCCUGAAGAGGUUACACCCGCAGUUGAAGAAACAACUGAAAAAGAAACAUCGGCGGAAGAAGCCGACAUGACGGCACCAGUUGAGGAAGCAAUCGAAGAACCCGAACAAGUCGAAGAAACUCCCGCGGUUGAAGAACCAACUGAGGUAACUCCAGAGGAGGAGGAGGAGGAAGUUAAGGAGGUUGCUCCUGCUGAAGAAGCCGCUCCCGCCGAGGAAGAGCAAGUUGAAGAAGCUGCUCCUGCUACGGGUGAGGCAGCUGAAGAAGCCACCACCCCUAUCAUAAAGGAGGAAACUGAGGAAGCCGCUCCCAUUGCAGCCGACGAGGCUGAAGAACCCGCUCCCGUUACAACUGAGGAAGUUGAAGAAACGGCACCUGUGGAGGAAGAAGCACCCAUUGCUACCGAAACACCUUCGGCGAACGAAGUGACUGAGGAGGUCACCGCUCCUGAACACGUUGAAGAAGCUCAACCCGUAGAGGGUCAAGAGGAGGCCGAGAAUAAGGUUGACGAAGCACCUUCGACUGUUACCCAAACUGAAGCUGCCGUUGAAGAAAACGACCCUAAUUCUCAAACUCCUGCUGCCACCUCUAAACCUGUCUCCAAGUCAGCUAGAAGAAGACGCAAUAAGCGUGCUAAGGCUGCUGCUCGCGCUCGUCGUAAUACCAACGAAGCAAUGAAUGGUUCUUCUGAUGUUAAUAGCGGUGUCUCGACACCCUCUGAUGCCCUUGAGUCUUCGCUUUUGACAUCUGCUAGCAAGUUUUCCGGCGAUGAAAACUCUGACGAGGACGUGAUUUUCUAAUUUAUCCAAGAUUCGCCGUACGAGCGUAUUUAACAAAUCACUCUUUUACGCAUUAUACACACUUGUACCCCCCUUUAUCUCGUCUUCAGUUUUUUGUACUGUCCGCAUAACAACAUCCUUUACGUCUAUACAGCAACGUACAACUUUUUUAACACUUUAGUUCUAUUACCCUUAAUACAUCAGCAGUAAUUUUCCAAGACAAAGUUUAACACGG